Urocitellus parryii (Arctic ground squirrel) is the source of this 1411-nucleotide messenger RNA. RefSeq names its product cereblon (gene Crbn). Gene Ontology annotation, biological process: protein ubiquitination. The record is from RefSeq and is a predicted model, not a curated record. Lineage: Eukaryota; Metazoa; Chordata; Mammalia; Rodentia; Sciuridae. Gene Ontology annotation, cellular component: Cul4A-RING E3 ubiquitin ligase complex.
GCGGGUAAACAGACAUGGCCGACGAGGAAGACGCACAGGACGCUGCGCACAACAUGGGCAACCACCUGCCGCUCCUGCCUGCAGAGAGUGAAGAAGAAGAUGAAAUUGAAAUGGAAGUUGAAGACCAGGACAGCAAAGAAGCAAAAAAACCAAACAUCAUAAAUUUUGACACGAGUCUGCCAACCUCACACACGUACCUGGGCGCUGACAUGGAGGAGUUCCAUGGCAGGACUUUGCAUGAUGACGACAGUUGUCAGGUGAUCCCGGUGCUCCCACAGGUGAUGAUGAUCCUGAUUCCCGGGCAGACUUUACCUCUACAGCUGUUUCGCCCUCAAGAAGUCAGUAUGGUGCGGAAUUUAAUUCAGAAAGAUAGAACCUUUGCAGUUCUUGCAUACAGUAAUAUACAGGAAAGGGAAGCACAGUUUGGAACGACAGCAGAGAUAUAUGCCUAUCGAGAAGAACAAGACUUUGGAAUUGAAAUAGUGAAAGUGAAAGCAAUUGGAAGACAAAGGUUCAAAGUCCUGGAACUCAGAACACAGUCAGAUGGAAUCCAGCAAGCUAAAGUGCAAAUUCUACCUGAAUGUGUGUUGCCUUCAACCAUGUCUGCAGUUCAGUUAGAAUCCCUCAAUAAGUGCCAGAUAUUUCCUUCAAAACCUGUCUCAUGGGAAGACCAGUAUUCAUGUAAAUGGUGGCAGAAAUACCAGAAGAGAAAGUUUCAUUGUGCAAAUCUGACUUCGUGGCCCCGCUGGCUGUAUUCUCUGUAUGAUGCUGAAACCUUGAUGGAUAGAAUUAAGAAACAGCUACAUGAGUGGGAUGAAAACCUAAAAGAUGAUUCUCUUCCUUCAAAUCCAAUAGAUUUUUCUUACAGAGUGGCCGCGUGUCUUCCUAUUGAUGAUGUAUUAAGAAUUCAGCUCCUCAAAAUCGGCAGUGCCGUCCAGCGGCUUCGCUGUGAAUUGGACAUCAUGAACAAAUGUACUUCCCUUUGCUGUAAACAAUGUCAAGAAACAGAGAUCACAACCAAAAAUGAAAUAUUCAGUUUAUCCUUAUGUGGGCCCAUGGCAGCCUAUGUGAAUCCUCAUGGAUAUGUGCAUGAGACGCUGACCGUGUAUAAAGCUUCCAACUUGAACCUGAUAGGCCGCCCUUCAACAGAGCACAGCUGGUUUCCUGGGUAUGCCUGGACCAUCGCCCAGUGUAAGAUAUGUGCAAGUCACAUCGGAUGGAAAUUCACAGCCACCAAAAAAGACAUGUCACCUCAAAAGUUUUGGGGUUUAACUCGAUCUGCUCUUUUGCCCACAAUCCCAGACACUGAUGAUGAACUGAGCCCAGACAAAGUGAUACUUUGCUUGUAAACAGAAGUGGUAUGGAUAGGAAUCUAACAAAUUGGUAUUCUCGUAUCUGCUUUGGAAAUUAA